CCGCCAGUUCACUCGUCGGUUGAACACCGCGGCCUGGUGGUGCGCGGGCUAAGGACAUGUACAGCAUGAACUAUAUCGCCAAGAUCAUCAGCAACUUCCGCCUCUUUUACAACGAGAUCAACGCCGCGACUCUCACCGGCGCGAUCGACGUCAUCGUUGUCGAACAGCCGGACGGCUCCUUCACGUGCUCGCCCUUCCAUGUCCGCUUCGGCAAGCUCGGUGUACUCCGCUCCAGAGCGAAAGUGGUCGACAUUGAGAUAAAUGGAGAACCCAGGGAAAUUCACAUGAAACUUGGAGAUUCCGGCGAGGCGUUCUUCGUAGAAGAAGUCAGCUCGAGUGGAUCUCCAACGGACACUGAAAUCCCACCGCAUCUGGCCUGCUCGCCCAUACCCGACAAUUGCUUUCCACCACAAAAAUUCAAUCUGCUGUCAGAUCUGCCUCAGGAGCAGAGAGAAAAGAUUCUUAUAGACUCAGUACUUUCCAUAGAGCACGAGAAAUGGGAGCAGAUGUCCGCCUUGCCACCCGACCAGCGGGAGCAGUUUCUGAUCGAGCAGUUCUCGGAUCUUCCCGCGGAACAUCGCGAGAAAUGGCUUCAGAUUGCUUCGUUGACCGCAGAAGAGCGAGACGAGAUGUUCAAGGAAAGCUUCGGCACCAUAUCUCCAGAGCAGAAGCAGCAGAUGAUCAGGGAACAGUAUUCUGCUUUGAAAAUGGAGGACAAGGAGAAAUUGUUCAAGGAAAAUUUUCCAGAACUCUCGAUUGAGCAGCGACAGAACUUUGAGAAAGCUUUACUGAGUGACUGGAAGGAGAAAGAGGAGAAAUGGGAAGAAAAACACAACAAGAAUGAGGAUGAAGAGAUAUUUGACAUGGACGCUAUCAGUGAUGAGCAACCAAAAUCGGCAAUUUCUUGCCCGAAAUCUUUCGUAGCUGUCACUUCGUCCGAGAGAAUUCGCAAGAUCAGCGUGGUGAAGAAUGACUUUAGGCCAAUUACGGAUGACCCCCAGAGCAGUAGUAAGGAAAAAUCUAGUGACGAAUCAAAUGGUUCUUUGAAUAAGAAGAAUUUGAAGGAAGAAAACGUUGAUGAGGGCAAGAGUAACAAUUCGAUCAAGAGAAAACGCAAGAGGAAGAGUAUCAUGAAGAAGAAAGGCUCGCAGAGGAAAACCAGCAAUGGCAGUAGCAGCCAGACAGAAUUGAGCGAAAUUGAUGCAGUUUUUACUGAAGAGAACUCAAUUAGUGAAACGGGCCCCACUCCAUUGGUAGAAGAAGAAAAAAAGAAUGCUGCGUUGGAAUCAUUGACAUCUCAGGACAUAAUUGAGAAACGACCUGAAACUGAUUUCCACUUCUUCAGUGAUUCAGAAGUUACCAAAAAUAAGGACUCUAGACCGUGUUCGCCCGUUCAAUCAGACACGGAAUUCGAAGUACGUAAAAUCAUACAAGAGGGUAGCGAGAGGGAGGACGAUAAAGGUCAUCAGCAGAGUUGGAGAUGGGGCGAACUGCCUAGUCCACCCCCGGAGUCGGCGCAUAUGUCGCAUAGGAAUUCAUUAAAUUCUUUGGCAACAGCUAGUCAACCGAAUAAAGAUGCACAACGGUCUGUGCUCAGUGGCAUGUUCUCCUUUAUGAAGAAGACUUCUCGCGUAAGACACAAUCCGGAAUCUGAGGGAAUUUAUCUUAGCGAUCUUAAUGCCGACGAACUGGACCCCGAAGUUGCGGCUUUGUAUUUUCCAUCCUCGCAUCGAGGCCCAACGGUUAAAGAUAGAAAAGCAACGGAUGAAGAAGAUACAGAGUCGGGUAAUGGGCCGAGCCUACCUCAGAGCCCCAACAGUGUUGAGGGAGCCAUUGGUGGACCAAAGUCUCUGGAUAGCGAUUUCGAGGAACCAAAACAUUCUAUUUUCGAUAAUAGCAUAGAAAUAAGUAUAUCUCUGUGCGGUGGUUUGGACACUGAAAACGGACCAUCCAAGGAAGCAUUCAACGAAAAUUUACUGCAUUUUGAGGAUGUCUGUAACGAUCCGAAAUUAUACGAGAAUCCGAAUCUAGUCGUGAAAAUCAAUGGGAAAUUCUAUAAUUGGACUACAGCUUGUCCGAUAGUGUUGACUUAUGUUGUUUUCCAAAGACACUUACCACAAAGCGCAAUUGAAAAUCUCUACAUGUCAUUGCCGGUGCACGAUGAUAAGAAGCAAGAGAGCAGCGGCAAGCCUGAAAGUCGUAGUGGAUAUAGUUCAUGGUUUUCUUGGAGACGUUCUGCACAACCUCCCAAAAAGCCGCAAGAUGCUAAUCAAAAUGAUGAAAUUGCUGUGCAGACAUCUGAACAGUCUUUGGAAGCUAAGGCUAUGACAAGUGAUGAUUUAGCUAAUUCUACUAACAGGGAAGUAAAGUCUGAGCAAAUCACAGAUUCGUCAAGCUCAACCGAGAUAAUGGAAACUUGUACAAGAUUGACAAUUACACCCAACGAAACUACACUUUCAAAGACUGAGAAAACACGUGAGGGCGAAGGCGAAGGGUACAGCGGCGGUGAGGAUUCUGAUAGUAAUCACAACGAACCAGCAGGUAUCAAGAUACCUGUGGAAAGAAGACCAUAUUACGAAUCCACGGAAAAGUAUCGUAAAACUCUGCGACUGUCGUCCGAACAGAUAGCUAGUCUCGAGCUGAAGGACGGUGCUAACGAAGUAGUUUUUAGCGUAACCACCGCUUACCAGGGUACGAAACGCUGCAAAUGUCAUAUCUACAAGUGGAAAUGGGAUGACAAAAUCGUCAUCUCUGACAUCGAUGGCACCAUUACGAAAUCCGAUGUCCUGGGUCACAUCUUACCGAUAGUGGGGAAGGACUGGGCUCAAUCCGGGGUAGCUCAACUAUUUACAAAGAUAAAAAACAACGGCUACAAGUUACUAUACCUUUCUGCGAGAGCAAUUGGCCAGGCUGGAGGAACUCGGGAAUAUCUGAGGAACUUGAGACAGGGGGAUCUUUCGCUACCGGAAGGACCAUUAUUAUUGAAUCCUACGAGCUUGAUCCUAGCGUUCCAUCGCGAAGUGAUAGAGAAGAAGCCGGAAGAAUUCAAGAUAUCUUGUCUGAAAGACAUUCAAGCAUUAUUCCCUGAAGGAUCCGAACCGUUUUAUGCCGGAUAUGGAAAUCGCAUAAAUGACGUAUGGGCGUACCGAGCAGUAGGCAUUCCUAUAAUGCGGAUCUUUACCAUAAAUUAUCGAGGAGAAUUGAAGCAUGAAUUGACACAGACAUUCCAAUCUUCGUAUUCGAACAUGAGCUUCAUCGUUGAUCACGUAUUCCCGGCGUGGCGAGAAGACGCGGCGGACGAAUUCAGUAAUUUCGCGUAUUGGCGAGAUCCGAUACCUGAAGUACCGAAACUCGAGGAGCUCUAUACUCAAGCUCAAGCUACCUAAGAAAUUUCCUGUAUUCUGCAACCGUGUUAUUUGCUUGAACUACGAACGACGAAUAUUAUAUUUAACUAACUUUUAUACUCUGUGCGUUGUUCGCAGUGACUUAGACAGGUGUGAUUGUCUAAUGAAUUGAAUUUAUUUACUUUUAGCAUUAUAUGAAUGUCUAAUGUAAUACGAAAAAGUCUUGCUAAUAUGAACGUUUAUCAACGCUCUCUUCGUAUAUUAGAGAUUUGUUGAUUAGAUGUUAAGUGAUCAUUUUGUCAAUGAUCAGGUGAGAGAUUACUUAUAUAUGUAUAAAAAUUACGUUAUAUAUAUAUAUAUAUAUAUAUAUAUAUAUAUAUAUAUAAAACACACACACAAAUACACAUAUAUAUUUUAUAUAUAUGUAUAGUAUGUAUACAUAUGUAUAUGUUAUAUAUAAAAAUUACAAUAUGUAACUUAUAUAUAGAUGUAUUGUAUCAUUUAUAUGUAAGUUCGUAAUAAGAAUAAGAGUUUUAUUACAUAUAUGUAAUCUCUCUUCGAAGAGUAAAUUUCAUUGAGAAUGUGUGACAAAACAUUCCACAGUUUCAUUACAUAAACAAUGAGAUAUCUUUGUGUUAAAUGAUACCAAAUACAUUCUGUAUUUCAAUCGGAUUUAAUCACACCAGUCAAUGUACACAGCGUGCCUAGAAACUAGAUACACUAUAGUUACGUGCUUUACAGUGUAACGAACAGCGAGUCUUGUAUCGCACACUAUACCUCAGGAGUCUGCAAACUGUUCCAUUUUUUUGUCAGAACCAGAGUAAAAUGCUCUUUGGGAAUUGUUAAUUGAGAGUUUCUUAAUCUUUGUCGCUUAGCGCGACUCGAUGUAUUUGUGGCUCCUGCUAGAGAACUUCGCUUGUUACUGCACACGUGCAAGUUUUAUACGAGCAUAUAUAGUUGUCCACAUACAUGUCAGUUUUCUACAUUGAGAUGCGUUGGAAUUUCGCUUAAUAAUCAAUAAUCUUCUAGGACGUAAGUUGUAUUAGCAGGUGGAUAGUUAAAUGUUUACCGCUCUUACGUUCCCUAUUUUUAGAUAGUUAUAAUUUCAGAGAGCUAUAAUUUAUUUUUGUAUAAGAUCUCGAUUAAGUUAGUGUGCUGUGAAAUUGCCAUAUCCUCGAAAUGAUACUAUCAUUUAAAUUGUGAUAUUCUGAUCAAACUAGGAAUUACGAAAUAGAUAACGUGUACAAACAUGGAUUUCCUUUGAAUACUUGCGUUAAGAUAGUCGUAUAAAAUGAGUACCCUAUAUUCCGUAUGUGACCUAAUUUUUAUUUGCUAUUGUUUUUUUCUCAAUCAUGGUUGUCCUCUAAUCAAAUACAUUCUACCAGCUUUUGAUCUUUACCAUACGUUACCUAAAAUAUUUUUUAUGUAUAGAUUAAGUUAUCAUCAUUGUUUUAAGUUUGAUUAACGUCAUGUAAAUUUAUUGACGAAUCCAUUCCUCGUCCUUCUCGAGUCAUGCGAUUGAAGCAACAAAAGUACAACUGUAUCCAACCAAAGAGGAUAGAGUUAUGUUCGCAAUAGAUUAUGUUUUUUAUUACGUGAUAAUGCAUUCACUAUAGACCAAUGAGACAGGGAAAUUGCAGUACAAGAAUAAUUUUAAAUGCAUCUCGAUUUAGAUAUAUGUGGCACAGAAUGACAAGGAAUUUAUGACAAAAAGAGAGAUACUGUAUACACAUUACGUAUUGUUGAUUUAGAACUUUAAAUUAACUAUUUUUAAUUAACUAUUAUAUAUAUGGUAUGAUGUAAUAUUACACUGUACAUUUAUUUGUUUAAUAUUUAAUUUGUAGUAUUUAUCUAUUUUGUUAAAAGAAUUAUUUGGUACAAAUACAUUUAGACAAUGUUUAUUUAUAAUUUUCUGUAUUUUAUUUUUUUAUAAUUUAUGUAUCAGAUUAUCAUGGCAUAAUUAUUUUCUGCAAUAAUGAAAAGGAUUUUCCAUUUUUAAGCAAGUCUAGGAUUGAAUAAAUUGGAGAUAAAGCAUAACAGUAAUGAAUAUAUUGAUGUAAUUAUUAAACACAUCUUUCUAAUAAUCUGAAUAAUCUAAUUUUUACAAGUGAAGAUAAUGUGCAGAAAUUAUUAUAAGAUACUAUUAAAAAUUUAUGUUGAAUAAGAUGACAUAUAUUCAUUAAGUUUCAUGUAUCAGUAAUAGUAUCACAUUACCUGUAAGAUGAUCUCAUCGUAAUGCAACUUGUUUUAUUGAAUUUAGUUUACUUAAUUCUUAUCUCUUAGCACACAGUAUUAGCACAUCCCUCUAAACUUCUAUAUAUAAUAAAUGUAUGACCUGUAUCCUUUGAAGUCACAAACAAUAAAAAUUAUGAAAAUG
This is a messenger RNA of Solenopsis invicta (red fire ant), 5721 nucleotides long. It is a transcript of the gene Lpin, whose product is annotated as phosphatidate phosphatase LPIN2. Bases 57 to 3386 code for a protein of 1109 amino acids. Gene Ontology annotation, molecular function: transcription coactivator activity; phosphatidate phosphatase activity. Lineage: Eukaryota; Metazoa; Arthropoda; Insecta; Hymenoptera; Formicidae. Gene Ontology annotation, biological process: fatty acid catabolic process; triglyceride biosynthetic process; positive regulation of transcription by RNA polymerase II. The transcript is spliced from 11 exons. Gene Ontology annotation, cellular component: nucleus. The record is from RefSeq and is a predicted model, not a curated record.